Messenger RNA from Strongylus vulgaris, 492 nucleotides. Lineage: Eukaryota; Metazoa; Nematoda; Chromadorea; Rhabditida; Strongylidae. The record is from the annotation of a GenBank genome assembly.
GAUCAUCACAACUUUAUUCGUGAAUCGCCUGGAGAAUGUGAGUUUGACGAAGCCACAAUGCAAGCCAUGGCAAAGAGACUUGUAGAAGUCGAUCCCAAUCUAAGCCGUGUUCGUUUCGAACUUGUUCCUAAACAAUUGAAUGAAGAAAAGUUCUGGCAUAACUACUUUUAUCGAGUCUCUCUUAUAAGACAGUCGUUAAUGACAAAUGCAUCGGAUGUACAGACACCUGUUCGGAAAGCAUCUCCUGCACCGAUAGAGACGCCUUCUUCAAGCGAGGUAGAUAAGGCAUCAACAAAUGUAAGUAAUCCUGAACCUGUCAUUGAGGACGCUCACGGUGAUGAUAAAACGCCAAGUGAUGAAACGAAUCCGCAACCAGAGGAUGAUUGGGAGCGCGAGAUUCUGUCCGAUCUGAAUGAAUAUGAGUUGGUUGCCUCCAGAAACGAGAAAUCCGAAGAACAAUGGGAAGCGGAAAUCCAGGAUUUGCUAAACUCU